UUUGGGGUGUUGCUGCUGCUCCGCUUGAGUGAGCUGCGAGGGAGGGGGUGGGGGUGUGACAUGGGGCAGGUGAAGUGGCACAGAAGACCGUAGCACUGCUACUUCACGUGCAGCUGAACUUCACGUUGCAGCAGCGGCGGCGGCAGCGGCUGAUGCCCUCGACUCCACGUGGGCAGAGAAGGACCUCGCUCGCACGCACGGGUCUGACCUACACGGCGGGGGCAGUGUCAAGGAAGUGCGACGCACAGGUCCGACCUCGGCCUGGAGGAUCAUGCGGAGCUCGUGAACGUGUGCAGGGUCACGAGCAGAAACGAGACCAUGGUUGUAUUACUGAAGCUCCUCGUCCUCCUCGCCGCCAUGGGAGAGGCCCAGCAAGAGCUUGAUUACAGGGCAGGCUGCCGCACGGCCGCCAACGAGAUGGUGUUCGUCCUCGACGGGUCGUGGAGCGUGGAGCCACAGAACUUCGAGACGGUGAAGAGGUGGCUCGUGAACAUCUCCAGUAGCUUCGACAUCGGCCUGCAGUACACACAGGUCGGCGUGAUCCAGUACAGCGACUGGCCGCAGCUGGAGAUCCCGCUGGGCGCGCAGACCUCCAACGAGCAGCUCAUGGCCGCGCUGGGGCAGAUCUCCUACCUGGGAGGCAACACCAAGACGGGCCGCGCAAUUCAGUUCGUGACGCGCAGCGUGUUCCCCGCGUCCCCCCGCGCCGACAACAAGAUGGUGCGCACCGUGGUGGUGGUGACCGACGGCAAGUCUCAGGACAACGUCACGAUCGCGUCGCUGGAGGCGAAGGAGAAUCGCAUCAUCAUGUUCGCCAUCGGCGUGGGCCAGGCCAUCGAGGAGGCCGAGCUGAAGGAGAUCGCGAACCGCCCCUCGUCCUCGUACGUCUUCUACGUGGAGGACUACAACGCGAUCUCGCGCAUCAAGGAGACCAUCAAGCAGAAGCUGUGCGAAGAAACCGUGUGUCCCGGGCGCAUCCCGUCCCGCGGCCGAGACGAGAAGGGCUUCGACCUGCUGGAGGGGAUGCAGAUCUACCAGAAGGCAGAGCGCAAGCUCGGCUCCAUCCACUCCGAGGUCAGCUUCUCCAUCACCUCGAGGAUGGACUUCACUGAGAAGACACGGGAGAUCCUGCCCGAGGGGCUGCCCCCGUCCUACGUCUUCGUGGCGACGGUGCGCCUGGAGGGGGCGGCGCGGCGCGAGGCGUGGGACCUGUGGCGCGUGCGCGCCCUCGACGGCUCCAUCCAGACGGCGGUGACCCUCGACGGCUCCGACCGCUCCGUCACCUUCUCGUCGCCCAGCCUGCGCAACGGCGUGCAGACGGCGCGCUUCUCGGGCCCGUCGCUCUGGAAACUCUUCAACGAGAAGUGGCACCAGCUGCGCGUGCUGGUGCGGGAGGGCACCGCCUACCUCUUCCUGGACGGCGACGAGGUGGGCCGGGUGGUGCUGGAGCAGGUGGUCGCCAUGUACGUGGGCGGGCAGAUGCAAGUGGGAAAGUACGUGGGCAAGGAAGCCUCCAUCCCGUUUGAGGUGCAGAAGCUGCGGAUCUACUGCGACCCGGAGCAGAACGAGCGCGAGACUGCGUGCGAGAUCCCCAGCGUGGACGAUGAAAGGUGCGAGGGCGACCGCUUGCCACCAGCCCAGGCGCCGCCCUGCACGUGCCCCCCAGGACCCUCAGGGCCCCCCGGGACACCGGGAAAGAAGGGGGAACGUGGUACCCAAGGGGAGACUGGUACCCCGGGAGCUGAUGGUAAGCCUGGAAUUCGUGGAAUUCAAGGCAGCCAAGGGAUAGCUGGCAUCCCUGGUCCACAGGGGACGCGGGGGGUGGCCGGAAGCUCUGGGCAGCCGGGCAGCACUGGACCUCCGGGCGAGCGGGGAUACCCGGGAAUGCCUGGACUCCUGGGCCCCCCGGGGCCACAGGGUUCACCUGGCCGCCGCGGUGACCCAGGCCCCGUUGGUCCCGAAGGAAGAAAGGGAGACCGUGGCACCAAGGGCUCUCAAGGUCUGCUAGGCCCCAGGGGACAGGAGGGUCAGCCUGGCUCCGACGGGACGAACGGCUCUCCUGGCAUCCCUGGUGCCAAGGGUGAGCCUGGAAAGACUGGAGUUCCAGGGAUGGAUGGGGAGAGGGGCGGACCGGGCAUGCCAGGGAUUCCGGGCAGCAAUGGGCCUCCGGGCCAGAACGGAGAGUUUGGCUCUGCUGGCCCACCAGGAGAGAGGGGGCCUCCAGGUGUGAUGGGAAUCGAUGGCCUGCCAGGACAUCCCGGGCCAAGAGGCCCCAAGGGCAUAAAGGGAGAGAAAGGAGAGGUGGGAUCGCCCGGUUCAUCGGGCUUGCCGGGAAGCGUGGGCAAGCAAGGGGACGCGGGAUUCCCCGGCCUGCCCGGCUCGCCGGGACUGCCCGGAAGUCCGGGCGUGAAGGGAGACAAUGGACAGAACGGCCGUACAGGUGCACAGGGAGAUCCCGGGAUCGAGGGUCCGCAGGGGAUACAGGGACCCAAGGGGGACCCCGGGAAAAAUGGAAUCAAAGGAGAGCGAGGGAGUCACGGGGUGCCCGGGGAGCGCGGCUUGGACGGGCGCAAGGGCGAGAUAGGGCCACAGGGCCCCACGGGGCCGAAGGGCCCACGGGGCCUCGACGGGGAGAGGGGGGUGCAAGGGCUUCCAGGGGCCCAGGGAAAGCCGGGCACCCCGGUGUCGGAUGAGCACAUCCGCAAGGUGUGCUACGACAUGCUGAGAACCCAGCUCCCGGCGAUGGUACACAGCUCCCGGCCAGCAUGCGAGCCGUGCGUGUCUCGGGACGGCGUCCCCGGCACCCCCGGAUCGCCGGGCUCGCCCGGAGAGAGGGGCUUCCAAGGAUUCCCGGGACAGGCAGGCCGCAUGGGCCUGCCCGGCAUUCCUGGCCAGCCCGGCACGGAAGGCCUGAAAGGCGAAACAGGCAGCAAGGGCGACAAGGGUGGCAGAGGGGUGGGAUACCCCGGUGUAGAUGGGCCACCUGGCCUCCCAGGCCCCCCAGGGCACCCAGGGGAGGGGAAGGAUGGCCGUCCGGGGAAACCAGGACCCCCAGGGAAACACGGCGAUCCUGGGAAACCGGGGCUGACGGGCCUGCCAGGACCCCCGGGGAUCUGCGAUCCCUCCUUGUGCUAUUUUGUAGGAGGGGGCCGGAACCCCUUUAGCAAGGGCCCCAACUACUGAGGGGGCGUCUGUGUAAUAAAUACAAAAAUACAUGAAUUCAAAAUUAAGACCGAUGAUGAUGAUAAUAAUGGGGUUAAUGAGGAGGGAUAUAAAAAAUGUAAGUAAUGUUUUUGUUUAAACAUUGCAAGUGUAGUUCUGUUGUUACGUCGCAAAAUGAAAGGCCCAAAUCGUUCCUCUUUUCUCGUGCAGUUUAGGAGAGGUGCUUUUAGUUGUCUUCGAUAAGGAGAUGUAUUGCAGAAACAAGGCCUUGUUAACGCCACACGUUCUCAAAUGGGAGGAUGGGAAAUUCACAUUUUCACAGUCAAAUAUACAACACUAGGCAUUCCAUUUGUUUAUCCAAAUAAGCCUCAUCCGAGUCUUAAGACUCAUGUGGGAAAGUGCUGCCCCCUACUGUGUUCACCAGAAGUCACUGGAAGGGAUCUCGGAGGUAGCUCUGUGAUAUCCGCUUCCGUGGGCCGCUCGUCAACACGAUGGCCUCGCACUGCUCUGUGAGAUUUCCCAACGGAUUUUUCAUCUCGUGACAAAAUGCCGGCAGCACAAUCGAGGUACACCUGGCAUUAAAACACGAAAAAAAACACCAAAGAAAACCUGACACUUAAAAAAAAAACACCCACUCCCGGGGAUCUCUCGCGUGUCCACCGUCCAUCCACUUUACGUGGCGCUUAUGACAGCGGUGGCAUUCCUGUGAAACUGUGAGCCUGUGAAGGGUCACGUUACGGUUAUUAAAUAACACCUCCCUGAGGCUGAUUUGGAUAUCAGACGGGGUUUUUUUUGCACAGAGGGCAUCUACAAAGCUUUGUGAUUUUUUUGUCCGUUUCACUGAAGGUAGUUUCCAAUGCGGUGUUGAAAUUUCGACUUUGAAAAUGUUACUUUUAUCAUCCACUGUCUGAGACAGUUUUUUUUUUUUAUCACUGCUUUAAAGGGUUUGCCGUCUUUAUUGAUCCAACAGUUACAGUUGAGCCUGUGAUAUGUUAUACUGUGGCUCCAACACAAUGGUUUUUAAUUGAGGGUUGUGGGUUAUUUUUUUUCUCUCAACGUUAAUAUUGUGGGAUGCAAAGGAGUACAGUACUUAAAAAUUAUUUCUAAAUUUUUUUUAUCACGAAACACGUUAUGCUCAGGAACCAAAUUCACGAUACUUUAGUGUCUUUAAUGAUAAAACAUCGACGUAGUACAAUGAUAAUAAAGCUAAAAGGUACAAAUAUUUUUUUUCAAAUGCAAAAAACAAAACAACACAAAUGUAUUUUCACGCUUGCUCAAAUGUUAUGUGUUUCAUGUUUUUUAUUGCAUAUUUUUUUUAAUGAACAGGCAUGUGGGUGUUCAUCAAUUUAAGUUCCGUUACCUCCUAAUUGGCAAUGUGUUAGUUAUUUAUGUAUUAUCUCAUAUACGUGAUGCUAGACAUUUCCUAUUAGAUUUAGUCUUUUAUAUUAGCUUUGUUGUUUUGCAUUGAGGACGUCUAGUAAAUUGAUGGGCAAAUGCAGCUUCAUAGGUCACAGUGGCAUAGAGUCGCAUCAACAAUAAUAUAAUCAAAUACUGCGACGUGUCUGAAAUGCUCACCAGCAAAAAGAUACAACCCAGAGUACUUAUUUGGUCAACUGAAAGACACCGUCUCUGGAUCGGCAAUUCAUAAACGGAUUCUAUUAGGAGGUUUUCAAACCACUUUUAAAUAUGGCUCAAUAAUUAGUUUAGAUUUUGUCCCCCUACUGGAAGAACUUCCUAGUUUUAGUCACCAAGAUUGAAGCAUCAUUUGUACUUUGAAUGAUUGUCCCUUAAGAAUUACAAUUUGACUGCAACAUUUGUAAAGCUUCCAGCAAGCUUCAUCCACUGCUAGUUUUUGUUGCCCACUUCACUGCUCAUCUGCCUCUGAGGUUUUUUUUGAGAUACAAGUUAAAAUGUACAAUCCCAUUUGGUGACGGAGGAGCCAGUUAGUACCCACUUAACUCGAUUGUGGCGCAUGUGUUUCAUGAAACAUUUAGUAUUUAUACACACCGUCUACACGUGCAUAUAAACACAUGUAAAUAUUGGAAAUGUAAAAAAAUAUAUAAAUAUACAUACAGCAAAUCAAUUAAGUAUCAAAUACACAGUUUAUAACCGUUAAACAAUGGCUUUUUUCUUGUAUGUCUGUCAAUUAAGAUUUUAAAAAAGCUUAAGUGGGAAUGGUAGUGUGGGGGUGGGGUGUGUCACAAACUGAAAUAUCAAAAACAUCAACAUGACAUUGAUCCGUGUGAUUGGCUGAGGCCUUGUGGCUUAACCCAAAAUCUAUUAUGGGAUCAGAGUAUUGGCUCCGGCAACCUGCAUUUUUACGUUAAACAAUUACAGUACGUUAUUGAUAACCCGGUGUUUAACAUUGCACUCGUUUUACAUCAACAUCCAUUGGUGCUUCGAAAACAUUGAGAAAGGCUUAGAAAAAAAAGUGUGUCUGAGGAAAUGUUUUUUUUUGUUAAUGAUUGUAUUCCUCGCAUUGUUGAUUAUUCUGGUGCUACUGUAAAUCAUCAAAAUGACGAUGGCAUAAAUAGGCGAUGCUCUUUGAAUCCGCGGUUGGCAACCUGUGGCCUCACCGGCCAGCCCACGAGGCUGUGAUGAAGUGGUCCUCGGAACUGCUGCAGAUAUACUCAAAAUAUCGUCACAAAACGACUGCAUAUCAUGGUGAUAUGUAAUUGAUGCUAUGGCGAUUGGACAGUGGUCCGUAGGCACAAAAAGGUUUGGCAACCACAGCUCCGAAUUCUGCUUUUAAUCAGUAAUCCUCACACGCUCAGUAUACUUUAGGAAGUGCUGAAGUCUCACGAAUAUGCUCUGCGAUGUGGCAUCGUAAGUGGCACUGGCAAUGAAUGCACUUAGGUAAAUUAAUAUGCAUGGAAUAUUUGAUUAAAGUUUUGAACGCACGGUACUGUAUUGUGGUGCUGCGGAGAAUUGUUUUAAAUUUGGUCGGGUUGAAUCGGCUCUAAGUUGCAUUUUGUUAAAAUCGUCUGCCUGAGUUGAAUGCAUUACCGUAUUACGAGAAAUGUGGGAACUUCUGAAGGAACUUACAUGGCAGGGCUCUUGUAACAAAGAGACGGAGAUUUAAACGUGGAUAAUUUCAGCCUUGCCGAUUCAUUUCCAAAUUGGCCACACGCAGGUGGCAUUUAAAUUAAAUUUACACAGGUGUACGUAUAUUCUAGAAAUUACUUUCAGAAUAAUGUUAAUGAAUCAAUUGAUAACCGAUGACCCCCAAUGCUGAUGUGAAAUCUAAAACCCAGUCAUACUUUAUUUCGUUUAUGAGCACGUGUGCAUUGGGGUUUUCUUUUACAUAGAACCCAGACGUGUUUUUUACAAUCCCUUGCUCACCGUGACACAGCCUUAGUGCUGUCUUGGCCAAGGAAAUCCUUGAGAUCUAAUCCCAUUAUUGUGCCCGCUAAUUAGUACGUGACCAUCGUGAAGGGGUCACAGUCCCCCGUAAUUCUGAGCGUUCAACUGUGCGGAGGUUUUUUUGUGUUUUAACUUGGGAGUCUUGUGACAUUAAAAAGGUUACCAUAUUCAAAUAUGAUUUGUCAAUUUCAUGGUUACAUUUCCUGCAUUUCUCUCCAUGAUCUGGGUGACCAACAAAAGUCUGAAAAAUGUUUGUGUAAUUUCAUAUUUUAUGGAAAUUGAAAGAAAUUUUCUAUUAUACAAUUCUAUUUUUCUUGCCCAAUAAUUUACUGUAUAUUGUGGUUUAGUGCUCUGCAUCACAAACCAAGUUAUCUAAGUUUGAAUCCAUAUCACGAGUUAUCCAUCGGUGGUGAAUGUCUGAACAUGGUUCUGGGCCCAUCCCCCUUCACCAACCCACACUGACCAGCAUGGUGAAGUAUGGUCAAACAACUCUCAUGACACACCGUGGGGAGGCCUUUAUCCAUUCGCACGGUUGGCUACGCACGGUGUGAAAAAAGUUCAACAUACAUACGUACAUAGUGCGCAUCUUGAAAUAAAGAGGUUGCAAGUUCAAA
Petromyzon marinus (sea lamprey) is the source of this 7139-nucleotide messenger RNA. RefSeq lists its product as uncharacterized. Lineage: Eukaryota; Metazoa; Chordata; Hyperoartia; Petromyzontiformes; Petromyzontidae. Gene Ontology annotation, molecular function: extracellular matrix structural constituent conferring tensile strength. The record is from RefSeq and is a predicted model, not a curated record. Gene Ontology annotation, biological process: extracellular matrix organization.